Molecule: messenger RNA, 4625 nt
Organism: Pangasianodon hypophthalmus (striped catfish)
Lineage: Eukaryota; Metazoa; Chordata; Actinopteri; Siluriformes; Pangasiidae
Gene: ptk2ab
Product: protein tyrosine kinase 2ab
Exons: 34
Coding region: 483-4082 (1199 amino acids)
Biological process (GO): signal complex assembly; protein phosphorylation
Cellular component (GO): focal adhesion; cytoskeleton
Molecular function (GO): ATP binding; protein tyrosine kinase activity
Source: RefSeq, a predicted model, not a curated record
UGCAGCGCUGCUUUCCGUUUCAUUCUGGAUAUCACCUCUGAAAGGACUGCAAUAGAAGGUGUCCUCCAGGAACCCGCAUUUCAUCGCUUGAGGAUUUUUCUUCCAGUCUCUGAAUUAGUUUUUAAAGUAUCACUUGUCUGUUGUUGGAUUUCUCCAUAAAGCUCUGUUGGAUUUACCGGAUCAGUAUGCACAUAGUGAUAUAGACGACUCAGUUUGUGUUCCCCCAGCAGUAUUGAUUUCUCUAUCGGGCAUUCUCGUCUCGCUACACCUGCUGGGAUUAUUCUGCGCCAGCAUUGAGAUCAGGGUUACUUGCUUAAGUGGCGGCCACAUCUCCCCACCGCGCCGCUGACAGUACAGAGGUCAUAGAGGGCCGAGGUGGGCCCGGGCGGCCCCCUGCUCCCCAUGUGUGUGAGGGGGAGCCGCAGAGCCGCUGGGCCUGGGAGAGAGAACCAGGCGGAGGAGACGGUGGAAGAGGCGAGCGUAUGGAGAGCAGUGGAUGCAGCCCCUUCCCCCUGUGCUGGGCUCGCAGAGCCUGCGUCUACUCCUACACAUCUCCUCUGCCAAAAUAUGACAGACACCUAGCAUCUCCCAACGGCAUGGCAACAGGAUACCCGGACCCUAAUGUAAAUAACCAUGGCCUGAAUCAGGGGGUGAAACCACGCUUCAGUGGAGGAAUGGAGCGGCCGCCCGGGACGCUGGAGCGUGUGCUCAAAGUCUUCCACUAUUUUGAAAACAGCAGUGAACCCUCCACAUGGGCCAGCAACAUCAGACAUGGAGAUUCCACUGACAUCAAGGGGAUCAUCCAAAAGAUUGUGGACAUCCACAAGGUCAGGUGUGUUGCGUGCUUUGGCAUGCGGCUCAGCCAUCUGAAGACCGGCGAGAUUCACUGGCUCCACCCUGACAUGGGUGUCUCACACGUGAGGGAGCGAUACGAGCGCCGCCACCCACAGGACGAGUGGAGAUAUGAGCUGCGGAUACGCUACCUGCCGAAAUCAUUCCUAAACCAGUUUACUGAAGACCAGCCAGCACUAAACUACUUUUACCACCAGGUGAGAAGCGAUUAUAUGACGGAAGUAGCUGAUCAAGUCGAUCAGGACAUUGCACUUAAACUGGGCUGCCUUGAAAUCAGGAGGUUUUUCAGAGAGAUGCCAGGAAAUGCCCUUGAUAAAAAAUCCAACUAUGAAUUACUAGAAAAAGAUGUCGGUCUGAGGAGAUUCUUUCCCAAAAGCUUGUUGGACUCAGUCAAGCCGAAAUCAUUACGGAAGUCGAUCCAGCAGACUUUUAAGUUGUUUGCCAACCAUAAUGAUGAGCAGAGCAUUGUCAAGUUCUUUGAAAUCCUGUCACCAAUUUACAGAUUUGAUAAAGAAUGCUUUAAGUGUGCUCUUGGGUCCAGCUGGGUGAUAGCAGUAGAGCUAGCCAUUGGCCCUGAGGAAGGAAUCAGCUACCUCACUGACAAAGGCUCAGCCCCGACACACCUGGCCAACUUCACACAGGUGAAGAGUAUUCAGUUUGAGGAACAGGAGAAGAAGGGCAUUCUGCAGUUGGAUGUAGCUGGCGCAGCAGAGCCUCUAAAGGUGACGACACCAUGUGUGAGCACCGCAGAGAAUAUGGCUGACCUGAUCGAUGGUUAUUGCCGUCUCGUCAACAAAACUUCAUUAUCCUUCAUCGUACGUGUGCAAAAAGAGGGAGAAAGAGCACUGCCUUCAAUCCCAAAGGCUCCGAAAGCCUCGAACCAUGACAAACGACUACAGAGCGUCAGAGCCAAGGCCGUCUCUGUCUCAGAUGAGAUUAGUGGAGACGAGACAGACGACUAUGCAGAGAUCAUAGAUGAAGAGGACACAUACACCAUGCCCUCCAAAUACUAUGGACUAGAUGAAGCCAGGGAUUAUGAGAUCCUGAGAGAGAGAAUUGAGCUUGGCCGCUGUAUAGGAGAAGGCCAGUUUGGAGAUGUCCACCAGGGAGUCUACGUUUGUCCGGAUAGUCCUGCCCUCUCUGUGGCCAUAAAGACUUGCAAAAACAGCACGUCAGACAGCGUCCGAGAGAAAUUUCUCCAGGAGGCCUUAACAAUGCGCCAGUUUGACCAUCCGCACAUUGUGAAAUUGAUCGGUGUCAUCACAGAAAAUCCAGUGUGGAUCAUUAUGGAGCUCUGCACAUUGGGAGAGUUACGUUCGUUCCUGCAAGUGCGGAAGUACAGCUUGGACUUGGCAUCGCUGAUCCUGUAUUCCUACCAGCUCAGCACAGCACUCGCCUACUUGGAGAGCAAACGCUUUGUGCACAGGGACAUAGCUGCGAGGAAUGUGCUGGUGUCAUCUGUAGACUGCGUGAAACUGGGCGACUUUGGCCUGUCCAGAUACAUGGAGGACAGCUCCUAUUAUAAAGCCUCUAAAGGGAAACUGCCUAUUAAAUGGAUGGCGCCAGAAUCCAUUAACUUUAGACGCUUUACGUCAUCCAGUGAUGUGUGGAUGUUUGGCGUGUGUAUGUGGGAGAUACUGAUGUAUGGAGUGAAGCCCUUUCAAGGCGUGAAAAACAAUGAUGUGAUUGGCCGUAUUGAGAAUGGCGAGCGACUGGCCAUGCCGCACAACUGCCCCCCCACCCUGUACAGUCUGAUGACCAAGUGCUGGGCUUACGACCCAAGCAAACGGCCUCGCUUCAACGAGCUCAAAGCACAGCUGAGCACCAUCCUUGCGGAAGAGAAGGCUCAGCAGGAAGAGCGCAGUCGGAUGGAGAUGAGGAGGCAGGUGAACGUGUCCUGGGAUUCAGGAGGAUCAGACGAGGCACCACCAAAACCUUCACGCAGACCCUCUCUGCAGCACAGUGUUAGCUUGGACUGUCUGUCUGCUGCUUCUGCAUGUCAGCAGUCUUUCGGCUCCCAGCUCUCCCUCUGCUUCCUCCAACCCCCUGCUGUUUCUCCGCUGCUCCCACUCCCAAUAGUGCUGAACUCCCAGAAUCCCAGGCUGCCCCCACAUGUGUCCAGGCUCAGCAGGAGGCCCUCCAUACCACCCACAGUGGCCCUAACUGGGCAAACCCUGAACCAGCAUGCUUACUGUCCCUCUCUACAGCCCAGCAGACCUGGUUAUCCAAGUCCACGCUCAAGUGAAGGUUUCUACCCCAGUCCUCAACAUAUGGGCCAGCACAAUCACUUUCAGAUGGGAGGCUACCCAGGCCCUCAUGCCAUGCCCUCCCUGCCCAGUGGGUUGUAUCCUCCACAGGCCUCAGGCAUGGGACUCGACCUCCACGACGGCUGGAAUCAUCACAGAGCUGCUCAGGACCAUGUCAUAUGGAACCCCAACAUGGAGGACGGUGGUGUGCUGAGGACCGGCUUGGGCCAGCCUCUCCCUCCUCACCUGAUGGAGGAGCAGCUGAUGUUGCAGCAGCAGCAGAUGGAGGAGGACCAGCGUUGGCUAGAGCAAGAGGAGCGUUUAAUGAAACCAGACUCAAGGAAUUCCAGAGGCAGUAUAGACCGAGAAGACAGCAGUCUCCAGGGACCAACAGGAAACCAGCACAUCUACCAGCCAGUGGGGAAAGCAGAUCAUGCUGUUCCUCCUAAGAAGCCUCCUCGGCCUGGAGCCCCAGGUCAUGCAGGCAGUGCGGCCUGCCUUAACACUGCAGACAGCUACAACGACGGAGUCAAGAUCCAGCCUCAAGAGAUCAGCUCUCCCCCUACCGCUAAUCUGGACCGUUCAAACGAUAAAGUCUAUGAGAAUGUGACGGCGCUGGUGAAGGCUGUGAUCGAGAUGUCGAGUAAAAUUCAGCCUGCUCCUCCAGAGGAAUAUGUGCCAAUGGUGAAGGAUGUGGGUUUAGCCUUGAGGAAUCUACUGGCCACAGUGGAUGAGACGAUUCCCUUGCUGCCGGCUCACACACACCGAGAGGUCGAGAUGGCUCAGAAGCUGCUGAACUCUGACCUGGCUGAGCUGAUCAAUAAGAUGAAGCUCGCGCAACAGUAUGUGAUGACGAGCCUGCAGCAGGACUACAAGAAGCAGAUGCUAACGGCUGCCCACGCGCUCGCUGUUGAUGCCAAGAACCUGCUAGAUGUGAUCGACCAGGCCAGGAUGAAGAUGUUGGGGCAGGCAAGGCCACACUAGAGACAUUUGAGCCUGACUACUCACCAGCACAGAACUACUAAACUAGCACACAGACAGGAUGCUCAUAACACUCCACGUUCCCACUCCAGCCUGCUUGCCGGGGGCACAGCAGGGUUUUUUUUUAAAAGGAGUGGCAGAAUCAGGAGCUUUCAUAGUGGGAUCUGCAUUGGGACUGCUGUAUUAUACUAACAUACUAGGAGAAGAUCUGGAUUAACGAUGAGCCACUGGAACGGAAACGCCGUGUCAUUGUAUAGGUCUCUGGAGAACAGAAGACGUCCUCACACUGUAUUUACCAGUUCUGUAUCUCAUUGGCGAGCCUCUGCUCCACAACUACACUUAACAAAAUGGAGAACCAGCUCGACAAGGCCUCUAUGAACAUGCACCAGUGUUUGAUAAACUGUAAAGCUCUAAUCCAGUGUGUUUUGUCUGGAUGUGGAGCAAAGGCCUUAUUUGCCUCUCCACAACACUGAAGGAGAGGAUUGUAUAUUUUGGCCAUGUGCCAUCUAGGAUUAAAUAAAGCUAUGUCUGAAACAGAAGUAACAA